This is a messenger RNA of Necator americanus (New World hookworm), 636 nucleotides long. RefSeq lists its product as uncharacterized. The transcript has 7 exons. The record is from RefSeq and is a predicted model, not a curated record. The coding region runs from base 1 to 636 and encodes 211 amino acids. Lineage: Eukaryota; Metazoa; Nematoda; Chromadorea; Rhabditida; Ancylostomatidae.
AUGCUUACCCGAGUGGUCUUUCUUCUUGGUCUCGCGUUGCUGGCCUACGCUUGCAAGUCGAACGGUGCUUGUGGUUGCUGUGGAUGCAGAGCGAAGGCGAAAGCGCGUGCAGCCAACCAUAACCAUUUGAACGGUGACACAUUGGAUGCCCGUGACGAUGGCAAUAUUUUUGGCCUUCAAAUCUGGAACAAAACCGAUCUGAACGUAAACAGAGAGAACAUAGCAAGAUACACAAAUCCGAACUUCUUGUUCCACAGCUGUUGCGAAGAAAGACGUCUGCCACCGGCGUGUGUACAACGAUGUCACUUCAACACUUACGAAAAGGAAGUGCUGGAGUCGAUGUUUGUUGGCACGGAUGAAUGCCCAAUCGAUUUCCUCCCUGAAAUGCAGUUCUGUGCUGCACAGGGUAUGGAUCAUCGCAAGUGUUGUGCCGCCUCCGGUGUCGCUAACACUGCCGCCGGCAACAAAUGCUUGACCUUCUGCGACCAGAGGCCCGACGUCUACACUCCCAUCAACUAUAGCUACGCUCCAUGUUACGAUAGGUUUGAAAACAUGAAGCGAUGUUUCUAUAGCGAAGUGAGGAUGUCAGCGGAGAAGCAUUUCACGCCGAUGAUGAAGAAGCACCCGAGGUCUUGA